Messenger RNA from Gilbertella persicaria, 1358 nucleotides. RefSeq lists its product as uncharacterized. Lineage: Eukaryota; Fungi; Mucoromycota; Mucoromycetes; Mucorales; Choanephoraceae. The transcript is spliced from 4 exons. Bases 57 to 1358 code for a protein of 433 amino acids. The record is from RefSeq and is a predicted model, not a curated record.
UUUAAUUGAAAAUCGAAACCAUUUUUAAUUUUUUUUUUUUUUUUUUAACAAUAAACAUGCUUAUAAGAGGUCUUUGGGGAAUCCAGUUGACUCCUGAGCAAGACUAUGUCAUAAAAGUACAGGCUUCUUUUAAGAUCACAAUGGCUAGUAUUGGUCAGUUUGAAGGAUCGCAACGUACAUCGGUCUAUAUGCAGUUCCAAGACCAUCGAUUUCUUCUUUGUUCACUUACUCCGAGAAAGAUUGAACAACAAGUGUUGAACAUCACUUGUUUAGAAGGUGAAUCUGUUGUCUUUCGAUCCAAAGGACCCAAUACCAUCCAUCUCAUGGGAAAUUACAUUUCUCAAGAAGGAUGGGACGAUCAAGGUGAAAGUGGUGAAUUCAUGUCAAUCAAACAAACUUUGCCUGCGUAUGAUAUCAAUCACAAAAGAGAGAGUAUGACUGAUAAAGUAAUCUAUAGGAAGCCAAAAGAUCCAUGGCAAUUGUAUGAUGAUGAUGCAGAACACCACAAGCAUGAAAUAGAAGGGGAAGACGACAGCGAUGAGGAUAGUUUUAACCCAUUUGAUAUUUUUCAGAACUUAGGUUUAAGCACAAAUAAAAAGAAGAAGCAAUCUAGUCGACCAUUGAGUCACGAGAAUACAUUAUUCAGCCCAGAUGAUGAUUUGCCUUCUAUCCCUGAACCCACAAAGAAGACAGGUGCUUCUCAAUCGAUAAACCAUGCUGUGUACCAAGAGAGCCUUAAACUCCAAAAAAAGAGCGAGAAAAAACAAGCGAGAAGAGAAAAGAAACGUCAAGAGCGACUUGAAUCAAAGCAACAAAGCAAACCUCAACAAGAGGAUACACAAAAGAAGAAAAAGAAGACAACUGAAUUAUCCCAACACAAACUUAUUGGAACAGCUUCACUUUCGGUAAACAACGAGCCUACUAUGGUCGAUAAUGAGAAAGAAAAGACGCAAGAAGAUCAGUCUAGUUUAAAUGGAAAGGCUACGAACACUGCAUCAAUGACUAAGAAACUUAUUCAAAAUAGCGACACUACUAUUGAAGAUAAUUCCAAGCCAAAAGCAAUGCAUACUCAAUCAAAACCAAUGAACAUUUUGCCUAAAGUCGAGACAAAGGCCAUGGAUCCUCAAUCAAAAGACACAGCCUCAAGCACCAAUGCAACCGUAUCAAGAUACCCAAGAAGACGUGCAACUGCUGAAUCAGCUGAUAAAUUACGAAUGAUUGCUAAAGCAGAUGCUACAGUUGCUGCUUCUGUUCGAAGGGAAAUGAAAAAGAAACGAGCAUCAUCAAAUCAUCAUAGCCAACAACCUGCAACAAAGAAAGUGAAAAAUGAAGAGGCCAGUCAAAGUGAGCAACUUUAA